This is a messenger RNA of Aspergillus ruber CBS 135680, 1617 nucleotides long. RefSeq lists its product as uncharacterized. The transcript has a single exon. NCBI's taxonomy places the organism in Eukaryota, Fungi, Ascomycota, Eurotiomycetes, Eurotiales, Aspergillaceae. Bases 47 to 1324 code for a protein of 425 amino acids. The record is from RefSeq and is a predicted model, not a curated record.
AGACACUCCAUCAAGCAGCCCAAGGCUCCAACAAUCGACAUAAAUUAUGAACGGAAUUGCCUUGAGGGGGCAAAAGACGCCGCGGCCUCAAGGGCUGGUCUGUCAAUUCUGCCAGUUUUCCAAGCCACCGACACCCCGUCGCACACCAUUCGCACGGCAGUAUGUCUCGACCGGCCCGCUACACCGGAAUGGGCAUUUGGGGCAAUUGCGCUCGAAGAAUGGGCUGGAAACACCGUCGAUCUCCUCACCAUUAGCAACUAGAAGAUUCGAGUCGAGCACGUCCCAACAGUCACCUCCCCUGGACCCCAAAGCAGCCCUGCAGGAGGUAGCGCACGAAGCCUCAAUAAUCCACAAUACCGAUUCGGUCCCCUCCGAUCCAUCUGUGGUGCAACUACUCGAGAAAUGUCAGGAAAUCGCAGAAGCCCUCGUGUCCAGAGAACAAGAUCACCAACGAGAGGCGUCCACCGCAUCCAGAGAAGAAGGAAAUGCGAUCUCGUCCCUGUUAGACCUGGAGGAGAGGAACGCAAAGAAGCGUCCGGUACCAGCCAGAAACACACACCCACAACUAGUCAACUCCGUGUCGCGAAUUGCCAAUGAUAUCGUGAAGGAUAAGAAGGUGUUCAUCUCCCCUAGCGUGCUGUCAUGUUAUACCAAGAUCCAGACCCUACUAAACAACGCCGAACACUUCCCCGAAAUCUUCCAUCUAUAUGCCCACAAGCCGGUCCCCGAGCAAAACUCAUCACCAGUGAAAUGCCACAAAGCAAAUCCUUCCAAUAUCAACUCCGCCGUCCCCUCCGAACUAGCCAACAUGGCUCUCGACGUCGCCAUCGAGCAACGGAACCUUUCCCUCGUCCUGGCCAUCAUCGAUAACACAUUCUGUACUAAGGCCUUCCACCGCUCCAAGGUCUUUCGCAAAGCUAGUGCUCCUUUACUAGGUAUGACCACCGCCCCGGUAGCCUGCUACAGUAUUGCAUCUUGGGCUUCUAGCCUGCAGAACACGAUGGAUUCUAGUACGGCAACGGGGAUUGCUUUCGCGGCUGGCCUUGCGUAUGUCGGGGGUGUGUCGUCGAUUGGUGUUUUGGCUAUCACUACGGCCAAUGAUCAGAUGGAACGGGUGACAUGGUUGCCUGGUAUUCCCUUACGGCAUCGUUGGCUUCGGGAGGAGGAGCGUGCUGCUAUGGAUAAGGUUGCGCUUGCUUGGGGUUUCAAGAGCAUUGAUUAUCGAGGUGAGGAAGAGGGUGAGGAGUGGGAGGCUUUGCGGGAGUUUAUUGGUAUGAGAGGGAUGAUUUUGGAUAGGACCGAUCUUAUGCCUGGGAUGCAGUAGCCAACCAUAACUAUACCAUUUAGCGACAUCUUUCAUGUACUUAUUGUUAGACAAUUUCUACGCAGAGAAAAACUCUUCUUCUACUUCAAAGCAACUACGAAAUGCAACAUAAUAAUAGGAACAAAAGUCGUGAGUUCAUAUUUCCGUAACAAAAAUGUCCUAUAUACUUCUCACACUUAUGCUCCUACCAAAUGACCCCAGCGUGACGCGUGACAAGACAGCGCAGAGACUCUAGUACAGACGCUUGGGGGGAGACAUGGAAGCCUUGAUGACAAGGCUGCCAACGUUCUGCC